UCAAUAUUAUUUUUUAUUUUUUAAUCAAAUAUUUGUUUAUACUUUUUGCGCAAAUCCGGAAGCUUGUAAUCAAAUCAAACGGACCGACCAUGGGAGGCUCCACAAUCCGGAUGGUCCUGGUGGCGUUCAAUCUGUUCUGCUUCGUGUGGGGUACGGCGUUGACCAUCACGGGUCUGGUGCUGCGUAACGCAAUUUCCGACACGAUCUAUCUGAACGACAAAGUAGUGCUGCACGUGACCACCAUCGAUGUGGCGCUCGGAGUUUUCAUCGUCCUGGUAUCGUUGCUAGGUCUUUGCGGAAUCCUGCAGAGUUCCUACUGCCUGUUGUGUACCUAUGCGCUACUUUUGGUCGCCCUGAUCAUCACCCAAAUAGUGCUGGCCAUCAUGUUGAACAUGAGCCAAACCCACCAGGACGAUAUCCGGAAGUGGUUCGAAGCGUUCUUCGCCAAGAAUAUGUACCUGAGGGAACCGUCGAUGGAGUUCGUCAUCAAUUGGGUCCAGCGGAAGUACCAGUGCUGUGGAUUGCACUCGUCUGCCGAUUGGGGAGCGAUUGUGCCACGAUCCUGUUGCAAACCGGGAACCGCUAGGAUCAGCUGCGUUCCGUACAGUUCCGGAUGUGAACCCAUGAUGGAGCAGGCCGCUUCCGGUGUUGGUGUGAUGGUCGGAUGGGUAUUACUUGGGAUCACGGUGGCGGAAUUCGUGGCACUCGUGUUGGCCUGUAUGGUGAUCAAUGAAUUUUACUAGAAAGGGUCGAAAAAAAGGGAGAAUAUUAUCUAUUUCGAAUUAUAAUAAUUUAUAAACCGGCGUCAA
Uranotaenia lowii is the source of this 809-nucleotide messenger RNA. Its product is annotated as tetraspanin-3-like. The record is from RefSeq and is a predicted model, not a curated record. NCBI's taxonomy places the organism in Eukaryota, Metazoa, Arthropoda, Insecta, Diptera, Culicidae. The transcript has a single exon. Gene Ontology annotation, cellular component: membrane. Bases 90 to 743 code for a protein of 217 amino acids.